Messenger RNA from Nymphaea colorata (pocket water lily), 1937 nucleotides. Its product is annotated as vacuolar protein sorting-associated protein 36. NCBI's taxonomy places the organism in Eukaryota, Viridiplantae, Streptophyta, Magnoliopsida, Nymphaeales, Nymphaeaceae. Gene Ontology annotation, cellular component: ESCRT II complex; late endosome membrane. The record is from RefSeq and is a predicted model, not a curated record. Gene Ontology annotation, biological process: protein transport to vacuole involved in ubiquitin-dependent protein catabolic process via the multivesicular body sorting pathway. The coding region runs from base 384 to 1712 and encodes 442 amino acids. Gene Ontology annotation, molecular function: ubiquitin binding; phosphatidylinositol-3-phosphate binding. The transcript is spliced from 8 exons.
UCCAUCAUCCGAACUCGGCUUGGUGCGGGGCCGUCGGAGGUCCGGCUGGUUGCGCGCCCAUUCAGUCCGCGGCCUCUUCACCCUUUCAUCUCUUUCUGCCAAGUGCCAACCCUUCCCUCUCGCUCCUCCGCUUGUCACUUUCUCAUUGUCCCCGCUGCCGGCCUUCCUAUUGAUCUCCCUCCCUCUCACUCGAUUGCGGACACCCUCUCUCUCUCCGACCAGAGGGCUGCAGUUGGGGUUGACUGCGUCUUCUUCUUCUUCUUCUUCCUUCCUCUUUCGUCCUGCUUCGUUGUUAAGUUAGAUUCUACGUUGCGAUAAAGCAACCGCUUCGUCUAGCCGUUCUUUCCGCCGCAUUGGGUCAAUUCCGGCAAUUGUUUUUAUUAAUGGACGGAAGACGGCCAGAGCCUUUGCCACCGGUGCCGUUGACGAGUAGCGGGCUGCCGGUGUUGCAACCCGGGGAGGUCGAGUGCUCCACCCUCGACUCUGUGGACAUUGAAACCGACGAGAUUCCUGGUUUCUCCACACUGCGGGCCGGCGUGCUCAUCCUCACCACGCUGAGGCUCAUCUGGAUCGGCGAAGAUCGUCGCUACACCUCGGGUUCUGCGAUCCCUCUAUCAGCUGUCGUUCAUGUCCAUCAGCCGAAGAAAUCUAUCAAGAAGAUGUUCCGCAGCCCGAGGCUCGGAAUCCAGCUAUGUGCCUCGGAUGACGGGUCGAUCGAGGAGAAGGGAAAGCGAUCGGUGGUGAUUUACGUGGUUAUGAGGGGCAAGAUGGAUCAUGAUGCGUUUUUGACCCGGUUUUGGGAGAUUCUGAGGUCUAGGACUUGGGAAAGCAAGAGAGAUGGUGAGGGCUCGGGUUCGUCGGGAAGGGCGUCUGCUAGCUCGGGCGAGGGCUCAGUAGGAAGCCGCGCAUCUGUUGUCGGGGUCUCGGGAAUUCUCCGGAAGGAGCAGGAACUAUGGGAGAGCACGGACCGGAGCUUGCAGGAAGCGUUUCAAGAUCUCAAUGCGCUCAUGGGUAAAGCUAAAGAGAUGGUCUUGCUCGCUGAGAAAAUGAGAGUAAAGCUUUUAGCAGGUCCAUCUGCUACCAAUGCAUCAACCGACGAAGAAAUGGGUUCGAAGCAGGACAUGCAAGAUUGGCUUCUAAGCGUUGGAAUUGUGUCUCCUGUUACGAAAGAAACAGCUGGUGCUCUGUAUCAUCAGCAACUAUCUCGUCAGUUGGCAGAUUUUAUCAAAGGGCAUCUGGAGAGGUCGGGAGGAAUGGUUGCGUUGAUAGAUGCAUAUUGUCUCUUUAACCGUGCUAGAGGAACAGAGUUAAUAUCUCCAGAAGACAUGCUACAAGCUUGUGCGAUUUGGGAGAAAUAUGAUGUUCCUGUAAUGCUCAGAAAAUUUGACAGUGGAGUCAAGGUCAUACAGAACAAGACGCACAGUGAUGAGGAGGUUUUUGCCAGAAUUGAAAGCCUUGUGGUAAGACCUGAUGCCCUUCGAUUGGGGAUAAGUGCAAGUGAUGCUGCACGAACAUUAGGGAUUGCUCCUGCAUUGGCAAAGGAGCAUCUUGUUGCAGCUGAAAGUAGAGGUCUCCUUUGCCGAGAUGUCAGCCAUGAGGGCCUUCGCUUUUAUGUUAAUCUGUUCAAGGAGGUCCAUUCAAAUGAUCUUCACCCGGAGAAGCACUCGAAAAUGCUGGAGGCGUGGGUCUCUGCUACCUCGACUGUUCACUGAGGUCAUUGCUGUGGCAUAAUUUUUGAAUUCCAGAAUUUUGUUGGUUGGUGUACGAACAAGUUUAUUGCAGAAUGUACUUGAACGGACAGACUGAAGUAUUACUACACUGGUCCCACAUCUUUCUGUGCUGUGGUGAAUCUGUGAAUUAUGUAAAAUUUAUGUGAAGACACCAGGAAGGAGUUGUAGAAUUUCAAAAGCUUUUGCCGGGAAAUCCUUAUUAAGGAU